UGCCAAUGAACGACAAAUACACGCUGAGAGAUGCGCUGGUAGGCUUGAAUGAGAAGGCGGUGGUCUCCAUGAAGGUCUGUGGUCGAGUCUAAUGGCGGGAGCGUGUGACGUCACUAAUAGAGCAAAGAAUGACGUCAAAAUUGCGCCUGUUGUAUCAAAUCUAUUCUUAUCUCCGCUUAACUGAUUAAACUCAGAGGUAACACGAAUGGUCGCAAAGCGGCGUAAACCUCUGUUGCUAUUCGGGAUUCCUAAGCGGGUCUUUUAACGACAAACUUUCUCAGACAUACGUUUGGAACCGGGGGCCACGAGAGAAAUAGUUCUGCAAUUAAGAUCUUGUUUUGACUGCUGGUACCACCCUGAGUAUCGCCCUCUUCUGGCGAGAAGAGAAAUGGCAAGCGAAACAAAAAAUAUUACAGUGCUAUUGCAAAGUGUACCAUGUUCAGGAGACCAGCCUCAGGAGAUUGAACUCGCCACGCAAAUGGCGUAUGUAGGGAUUGGAACCAUCAUCUCCGUGGGUUUUGUCUUCUUCCUCAUCAUCGUCUCGGCUUCUCUUCUUAAAAAGAGAUACAUGAUGGCAGAACAAGGAAAGACUAUAUUCGGGAAACUGCCUAAAAUGUGCUCACGUUUUCUUCGUAAGAAACAGAAAUGUAAAGGACUAAAGGGAUCUAAUCGACACCUCCCAGAACAACUCUCCGAGGUCGCCAUUACCGGGAAACCGAGCAAUCCGACUACUGAUACACCCUUUGAGGGUAUCUCUCAAGGAAAGCUCGGACAUGGUCUACCUGACGCCGUGACUGACAAUAACGAGCUGUGCCAUGUCGCAGAAGACCUCACCAAGCCCACCGAGGCACCUCCCAUACCUGACUGCACUCCAACAUCACAAACCAACAUGUCAGGGCUGACGCAACUGCGGGAUCACAUCACGAAUGCGCAAGGCGACGUGCAACUGACUAUUACGUCAGAGGUCAUGGAGUCGACGACCCUUAGAUCCUGCAGCCCCGAAAGGUCAAGCCCUUCUGACCUGAUGGCUUAACCUGCAGUGAUGUGCAGCAGUAAAGAUUGGCUUUUUAUAACUUUUCAUUUCGUAAUCUGAGCUAUUCGUGGAAGCAAAGAAUCGCGCAUAGUCGAGUAUAUGCUUCAGACUUCUUUUCGUUUUAUUUUACCUGCGUUUUUGCUCUUACUUACUUCAGAAGUUGUGGCGGCGCAGCUUAGAGCAAACUUAUAUAACGGGGUUAGAUAAUUAUACGUUGUACUUGCACAAAAAGUCAUAAUUUUAUUUGUCUACCUACGUUGUUCAUACGAAUAGCAGGCCCGCUUCAAGAAAUCAAUUUUUAAGAAAAGACAGUGAACAUUAUAUAGCGUGAACUUGAGCUGCUACUAACAGCAAAAAAAAAAAAAAA
This is a messenger RNA of Pomacea canaliculata, 1400 nucleotides long. RefSeq lists its product as uncharacterized. The transcript has 6 exons. The record is from RefSeq and is a predicted model, not a curated record. Bases 389 to 1033 code for a protein of 214 amino acids. NCBI's taxonomy places the organism in Eukaryota, Metazoa, Mollusca, Gastropoda, Architaenioglossa, Ampullariidae.